GUGAUUGCCUUUCAUACGCACUGCUUUUGGCCAAAAUUUUAUAGGUUAAGUUCUACAUUGAAUGUCACAAAAUAUUACGUUGUCCGAAGUGAACAAGAUAUAAAAUAAAAUUCCACAGUGAACGUUUGGCUACAAAAAAUAUUUGAAAUAUGUUCAGUGGCAUAAAAUAUCCGCUGAGAUACAAUUCAAAUAAAUUUAGUUGUCAAUUGCUGACAUACUUCUCGACGAAAACAACACUUAAAAGCAAUCUAACGAAGACAGAAUGUACACGAGGUGCUCAUCCACACGCGUGUGGACAACCGACGUCGACGACACACCCGCACUUGAUAAAGCAUGGCGAGGUGCUGCCAGGUAUAUCGCUUCAGGAACUUAAGAGAAGACGUUCUAAAUUAGUGGAGUGUGUCACAUUAAUGGCAAAUGCCAAGAAUGUACACAGGCAACAAAUAGUCGUCAUACCUGCAUCGUCCAAAGUUUACAUAUCUGAUAAGAUACCAUAUGUCUUUCGGCAAAAUACAGACUUUCUGUAUUUCUCUGGGUGUCAGGAACCUGAUAGUAUUCUAGUACUUACAUGUACAGAAGAUAAAUCGUCUUACACUUUAUUUGUGAGAGCGAGAGAUGAACAUUCAGAAUUAUGGGAUGGUCCUAGAACCGGCGUUGAAAUGGCGACAGAAGUAUUUGGCACAGAUUACGCUCUGCCAGUUACAGAAUUUGAACAGUUCUUGGCAGCGCUCAUACAAGAGGAUAAAGGCAGCAUUGUAUGGUAUGAUCAUGCGGAUGUUGUUCAACCGAUCUUGCAUAAGAAGCUGCAUCAAUUGAUUAAAUUGACGGACAAUCAAAUAUUUGCUUCCCCUAAGAUUUUGUUUCAUCAAAUUCGCUUGAUCAAGAGCGCCUGUGAAAUUGAUUUAAUGCGGGAGAGCUGCAAAAUUGCCUCUGACGCUAUUGUAAAAACAAUUCAAUCUUCAAAGCCAGGGAUGAGUGAGCAUCAGUUAUUCACUACUGUAGAUUAUGAAUGUCGUAUGCGCGGGGCGGAAUACUUGGCGUAUCCUCCCGUCGUAGCAGCGGGCAGAAAUGCAAACAUAAUACAUUAUAUCAAUAAUAAUCAAAUUAUACAAAGCAGUGAUUUAGUUUUGAUGGAUGCAGGUUGCGAGUAUCAUGGAUAUUCAUCCGAUAUAACGCGGACGUGGCCAAUUAGCGGCAAAUUUACGCCAGAACAAAAAAUUCUCUAUGAAAUAGUACUCGAUGUGCAAAAAAAUUUGAUAAAGAGUUUGAAGGAAAUGCCGUCAUUGGACAACGUAUUCCGUCAUAUGUGUUUUCUUCUGGGAGAACGGUUGCAAGAAAUUAACAUAAUACCGAAGAACAUAGAAGAAAGUAAAUUAUUAGCGGCUGCAUACGCGUACUGUCCGCACCAUGUCAGUCAUUAUCUUGGAAUGGAUGUGCACGACACGGGAAAGAUAUCCAGAAGCGUGAGGAUACAGCCUGGAAUGAUAAUAACAAUGGAACCUGGUGUGUACAUAAAUCCGAAGACUCCUUACGCACCGUCACAUUUCCAUGGUUUAGGUAUACGUAUAGAGGACGAUAUUUUAAUAACAGAAAAUGGCCCAGAAAUCUUGACGAAACACUGUCCAAAGGAGGUAGCGGAAAUCGAAGCUCUAGCAAGCUAAAAGUCAAG
Mycetomoellerius zeteki is the source of this 1669-nucleotide messenger RNA. RefSeq names its product probable Xaa-Pro aminopeptidase 3. Gene Ontology annotation, molecular function: manganese ion binding; metalloaminopeptidase activity. NCBI's taxonomy places the organism in Eukaryota, Metazoa, Arthropoda, Insecta, Hymenoptera, Formicidae. The record is from RefSeq and is a predicted model, not a curated record. Gene Ontology annotation, cellular component: mitochondrion. The transcript has 4 exons. The coding region runs from base 150 to 1661 and encodes 503 amino acids. Gene Ontology annotation, biological process: proteolysis.